Ophidiomyces ophidiicola is the source of this 2562-nucleotide messenger RNA. RefSeq names its product cysteine protease (gene RIM13). Lineage: Eukaryota; Fungi; Ascomycota; Eurotiomycetes; Onygenales; Onygenaceae. Gene Ontology annotation, biological process: proteolysis. The transcript is spliced from 4 exons. The record is from RefSeq and is a predicted model, not a curated record. Bases 1 to 2562 code for a protein of 853 amino acids. Gene Ontology annotation, molecular function: calcium-dependent cysteine-type endopeptidase activity.
AUGUCCCAAUUACGGAAGAUCAAAAACCAAGCUCUGCAAGCUGAGAGAGAUGUAUCGACAUCAACCACCCAGCCUGAGGCCCUUGAGGCUGCGAUCAGAGCUGCUGAGACUUACAUGAAUGCUCUAAAUCUUACCACUGACCCUAAUGAAAGGAAAUGCCUGGACGCCAAAUGCAAAGAAUACAUUACACGUGCUGAGCAGAUCAAACUCCUGAAGGGGUCAACUGGAGCAUCGGCCAAUACACAAAGGACCCGGAAAGAACCACAAUCCACCCGCUCCCUUUCUUACCGAGAACAGAUUAUUUUACUUGAAGAUUCAAAGCUGAAUGGCUUUGUUUUUCCUCCUUGGUCAGGAGGACCUGGCCCAGAAGAGUUUGAGUUGGAUGAAAAUGGGGAGCCGUUCAGUGAUUGUUCUGAGCUCAAACUUUCAAAAGCACAGCAGAAAAUAUUCAAUGGUUGGAAGAGACCAAGUGAAAUAUUUGCAGAUGCCAAGAGCGACAUCAUCAUGGUGAGCAAUGAACCCAUGGAUUUAGCCCAAGAUGUAACAACAGAUUGCUCUGUUGUUGCCAGCUUAUGUGCUGGCGUCUGCCAAAAUAAUGAUGGACAUUCCCAACUGGUGAAAUCAGUAAAAAUGUAUCCAUCUUGCCAAUACACUUCUAUUCCACAGAUCUCAUUGUCUGGGAAGUACAUUUUCCGCAUGCAUUUUAAUGGCUGUUAUCGGAAAGUGGUUAUUGAUGACCGAUUACCAACAUCAAACUCCUCUAGCUCCCUUUAUGUUGCUGACCGAAACUGUCCCACAUCAAUAUGGCCAGCCCUUGUGGAGAAAGCAUAUUUAAAAGUACGGGGCGGUUAUGAUUUUCCUGGCAGUAAUUCCGGAACCGAUAUGUGGAUUUUGACUGGGUGGAUUCCGGAGCAAAUUUUUCUGCAUCAUGAUGAGGUUGGCACAGACCAACUCUGGUCUCGCCUUUUCGGCUCCUUUCAUUCUGGAAAUGCUUUGCUCACUAUAGGCACUGGGAAAUUGACUAUACGGGAGGAAAAAGAGCUUGGGCUAAUCAGCUUGCACGACUAUGCUAUUCUUGAUAUGAAGAACACUAGUGGCAAACGCCAGUUUCUUGUUAAAAACCCUUGGGCUGGUGGUGCUGUGUGGAGAGGCUUAGGCGGAUCUUCCGCAAUUUCUACCCCCCCAGCAGCGGGGUCUGGUUCUCAGCUAUCCGGGAGAUCGUCAUUAUCUCCAGGGACAUUCUGGAUUGACUGUGAUGAAAUGCUCCAGAACUUCGAAAAUCUAUACGUUAAUUGGGAUCCCUGUCUUUUCAAAUACCGCCAGGAUAUUCACUUUCGAUGGGAUUUGUCAAAUAUAACUCCUAUUCCGGGCUCCUUUACAGACAGUCCGCAGUUUGCCGUGACCUCCAGGGCUGGUGGUAAGGUUUGGCUAUUAUUGAACAGGCAUUUUAAGACCGAAGAAACACUAGAAAUGGCUAGCCAGCUUCUAGAGUUUGAAGGGGAUAGCGGCCCCGGCUUUAUCAGUAUAUAUGUAUUCGAUAAAAAAGGCCAGAGAGUAUAUUUAAGCGAUGGUGCACUGCAGCGAAGUCCGUUUGUGGAUUCGCCAAACACUCUUGUACGGCUUGACAUGCCCGCAAACACAACAUAUACCGCUGUUAUUGCGGAACAGUCACUUCACCGCUCAGUUCAUGGUUUUUCGCUUUUCGGCUUUUCUACAUCACCCUUGAACAUUGCGCCAGCUGCUGAAAAGUACACUUAUGUUAACAAGUGCCAGGCAGCGUGGACGGUUUCUACAGCAGGUGGAAAUGCAGAAUCAGAGAAUUACCCUUCAAACCCACAGUUUAAGCUAAUAAUUGGCGAAACCUGCGAUGUCGCCGUGCUUCUAGACACCGACAACCCCGAACUAGCAACUCAUGUGAAGAUCUUUUGGUCCAAUGGGGCGAGAGUUUCUGAAGUCCGGUCUCGAGAUAUUAUAACUGACAGCGGGGACUACCGCCGUGGCGUAGCCUUAGCAGAAGAGGAUUCCAUGGUAAAAGGAACAUAUACUAUUGUAUGCUCGACAUUUGCACCAGGUCAGCUGGGAAAGUUUACCCUUCGAGUGUCAUCGACUCGUCCCUGUGACGUGAAGUCAUUACCGAAAGAAGGGGCCGGUCGCUUGAGCAUUAACAGUGGCCUUGGCCUAUUUACCCCUGGGACCGAUCGACUGCUAGCACCCAUCAAUGUCUCUCGCCUCUCUCGGCUUAAACUAAUUGCUCGACGGAAAGGGUCGUGGAUUGGACUUCGUCCCGUCGCCCCAUCCCCGAUUCUUAUGACCCUAGAGUUGGGGCAGGGCCCCUACAAGGAAAUCCUCGCCGCCUCGGGAGAUGGCGAUUUCAGCGACUCAAUUACUGGUGUUCGUAUCGAAAACGCCGAUCUACAGCCAAACAUGGGCUUUGGGGGCGGGAUUUGGCUUGUUGUCGAGCGCGUUGGAGGCCCAGGGGGCCAGGUUGAAGACCAUGUUGAGGUGGAAAUCCUUUCAGAGGAACGCGUUGAGAUUGGUGCCUGGGGCGUGGGCGAUGGUUAG